AUUUCAAUGAACUUCCCGCGCUUUUCAAACGGCCAUUAUCGAAAUGCUUCAUCGCUGUUCAGAGUCGCCUCUCCAUUAGGACCCAACCAAAUGAAUUCUGUUAUCAGUCACAAUCUCCAACCCAAGCUAAUCCCCAUCUCCAUUUCCAAACUCAUAUCUUCACUAUCUGUAAUCGAAAGGCCAUCAUUUGUUAGAGCCGACCAAUAUGAACAGGAAGAUCCUGCUCCUUUCCUUGACCCCUUCCACCACUUCAGCAAGUACACAAAAUCCAGGCAACAUACUGUCAAAGACACAAAAAUUAUCCAUACCCAUUUGCUUAAAACAGCUUUAUUGCACUCUGAUAUUGUCGUUGCUAACUCUUUACUCGAUUGGUACUGCAAAUCCGGCGCCACGUUUUAUGCCCUGAAACUGUUUGAUGAAAUUCCUCAAUUAAAUGUUAUUUCUUGGAACCUUAUAAUUUCUGGUUAUGUUCGUAAUAUGUUGUUUGAGGAUUCGUGGAGAUUUUUUUGUAGGAUGCAUUUUUUUGGUUAUAAGCCGAAUGAUAUCACCUAUGGCAGUGUACUGUCUGCUUGUGCUGCUUUGCAAGCUCCUAUUUUUGGCGAGCAGGUGUACGCACUUGCAAUUAGAAAUGGAUUUUAUUCAAAUGGUUACGUUCGGGCAGGAAUGAUAGAUUUAUUUGCAAAAAAUAAUAGGUUUGACUAUGCUUUGAAGGUGUUUUAUGAUGUAUUGUGCGAGAAUGUGGUUUGUUGGAAUUCUAUCAUCUCUGGGGCAGUUAAGAAUGGGGAAAAUUUGGUUGCUUUAGAUCUUUUUGGUCAAAUGUGUCGCAGAUUUCUGCUUCCAGAUAGUUAUACCUUCUCAAGUGUUUUGACUGCAUGUGCUACUCUGGAACAGAUUGAAAUUGGGAAAGGAGUUCAAGGGUGGGUGAUUAAAUGUUGUGCAAAAGACGUCUUUGUGGAGACUGCCAUAGUUGAUAUGUAUUCCAAAUGUGGUGAUAUUAAUGAAGCUGUCAAGAAAUUUUCUCGGAUGCCAGUUCGCAAUGUAGUUUCAUGGACUGCCAUUAUAUCUGGUUUAGUUAAGAGGGGUGAUUUUAUGUCUGCCCUCAAAUUUUUCAAAGAAAUGAGGAAAAUGGAGGAGGAAACAAACAACUUUACUAUUACCAGUGUAAUCACUGCUUGCGCCAGACCAAAUAUGAUUAAAGAGGCAUUCCAAAUCCAUAACUGGAUUUUGAAGACUGGAUUCUCUUUGGAUCCAGUGGUGGGGGCUGCUUUAGUUAAUAUGUAUGCAAAAGCACAUGCUAUUGAUUUGUCCGAGAUGGUGUUUAGAGAAAUGGAAGGCCUAAAGGACCCACGUAUAUGGGCCAUUAUGAUUUCUUCUUUCGCUCAGAAUCAGAGCUCUCAAAGGGCGAUAGGUCUAUUGCAACGAAUGCUACAGGAGGGUCUGAGACCAGACAAAUUUUGUUUUUCCAGUGUCUUCAGUGCUAUAGAUUGCUUGAAUUUAGGGAGGCAAAUCCACUGCUAUACUGUUAAAAUAGGUCUUGACCUUGAUCUUUCUGUUGGUAGUUCUCUUUUCACAAUGUACUCAAAGUGCGGUAACAUAGAGGACUCUUACAAAGUCUUUGAGCGUAUUCCUAUCAGAGACAACAUUUCAUGUGCGUCAAUGAUCAGCGGGUUCACAGAGCAUGGCUAUGAAGAUCAUGCUUUUGAGCUUUUUAGAGAUAUGUUGUCCAAACUAAGACCUGAUCAAAUGACUCUUACUGCAAUUCUAAGUGCAUGUUCUGGUCUUCAUUCUGUAAAGAAAGGUAAGGAAAUUCAUGGGUAUGCUUUCCGUGGUGGAAUGGGUACAGAAGCACUGGUUGGUGGUGGGCUUGUCAAUAUGUAUUCAAAAUGUGGUGCUCUGGAAUCAGCAAGAAAAGUCUUUGACAUGCUUCCUGAAAAAGAUCCGGUUUCAUGUUCUUCCCUGAUUUCAGGAUAUGCACAAAACGGGAGACUUGAAGAGGCAAUAUUUCUGUUUCAUGAAAUGUUAAUGUCCAAUAUCACGACUGACUCAUUCACCAUUUCACCUCUUCUUGGAGCUAUUGCACUUAUGAACAGAUUGGACAUUGGGACUCAGCUGCAUGCGCAUAUCACAAAAAUGGGUUUAGAUUCAGAUGUUUCAGUUGGAAGUUCACUUGUUACAAUGUAUUCUAAAUGUGGAAGCAUAGAAGAAUGCAGUAAAGCAUUUGAUCAGAUUGAGGAACUUGACUUGGUAAGCUGGACAGCUAUGAUUGCUAGCUAUGCUCAGCAUGGAAAAGGUGCAGAGGCUUUAAAAAUCUAUGAGCAGAUGGGGAGAAGAGGGAUUAGACCCGAUUCAGUGACUUUUGUUGGGAUUCUCUCUGCCUGCAGCCGUGCCAAUUUGGUUGAAGAAGGCUAUUUCCAUUUUCAUGCAAUGAAGAAAGACUUUGGGAUUGAGCCUACUAACCGUCACUAUGCUUGUAUGGUUGAUCUUCUUGGUCGUUCAGGACAAUUGAAAGAGGCUGAGAAGUUCAUUAGAAGUAUGCCUAUCGACCCUGAUGUUUUAGUUUGGGCAACACUGCUUGCUGCUUGCAAAAUACAUGGAGACGUGGAACUUGGAAAGAUAGCAGCAAAAAGGGUCAUGGAAUUAAACCCUAAUGAUGAUGGAGCUUAUGUCUCGUUGUCAAAUAUCUGUGCAGAUAGAGGCCAGUGGGAGGAAGUCCUACAGAUCAGAAACCUAAUGAAAGGCACAGGGGUGAGGAAGGAAGCUGCUUGGAGUUUCAUGUGGAACACAAAUUUGCCUCCUUUUCCUUAAAUAAUUAAUUAGCUUCAACUGGAUCCUCACUCGCAACUUCAGAGUCCUGGAAAUAACUCCUCCAGCACCUCAUAGAUCCUCACUCGCAACCUCAGAGUCCUGGGAAUAACUCCUCCAGCACCUCAUUAGUCAAGUAUGCCUCCUUUAGUAAAACUUAAUGGAGAAUGUCCUUUCUUGUCCACUUAAGUUCCUCUUGCAAGACACCCUAUGUUGGAAAAGGUUGGGCAAAAUAUGGCAUUGGCCCCAUCAGAGCAAGACUCUGGGUAACCAAAGUGAACAAGCCCACAGCGAGAGUUGGUUAAAUAACAGCUUCAGCACAAGUUACUCAAUAUUGAUAAGAAAAAAUUGAAUCAUUUUAAUAAACUUCAUAACUCAAAGGAUUGUAUUCUUUUUUCUUUGACAAAAUGAUAGCCUUCAGUACAGAAUAUACAUUUGCUGCUGAAAAAUUACAACAAUUUUUUGGUGUACUAGCAAUUUCUUUCAACUAUUGUUCUAGCAAGCUAUAAGCAGUUCUAGGAAAUAUUCGCA
Messenger RNA from Jatropha curcas, 3333 nucleotides. RefSeq names its product pentatricopeptide (PPR) repeat-containing protein (gene OTP87). The record is from RefSeq and is a predicted model, not a curated record. Gene Ontology annotation, molecular function: RNA binding; protein binding. Gene Ontology annotation, biological process: RNA modification. NCBI's taxonomy places the organism in Eukaryota, Viridiplantae, Streptophyta, Magnoliopsida, Malpighiales, Euphorbiaceae.